Messenger RNA from Misgurnus anguillicaudatus (oriental weatherfish), 3571 nucleotides. It is a transcript of the gene nln, whose product is annotated as neurolysin (metallopeptidase M3 family). Gene Ontology annotation, biological process: peptide metabolic process; proteolysis. The record is from RefSeq and is a predicted model, not a curated record. Gene Ontology annotation, molecular function: metalloendopeptidase activity. Lineage: Eukaryota; Metazoa; Chordata; Actinopteri; Cypriniformes; Cobitidae. Gene Ontology annotation, cellular component: mitochondrial intermembrane space.
AGCAGUCACCGUAGCAGCAGAAGCAUUUGCGACUGUGGCCGUGUAACUGUAAGCAGUAGGGGCAUCCCAUGUUUGCACAUUGAAUGCAUGAAACAGGCAUGCAAUGUUUGUCUUCAGCAUUUCCGUGUUCCGAACGGGAAGAAGACUUAUUCUAUCCAGAUCCAAGUUAAAGAUGACUCUUCAGAAUGGAUCGGUCAUAUCAGCCCAAAACUGCUCCAGCAGCACAGAUGUCAAGAAGAACAGCCUGUGUUGGGAUCUGACCCCAGAAGAAAUCAGGCAGCAUACUGAACUAUUGAUCCAGCGGAUCAAGCAAGCGUAUGACACAGUGGGGACAGUGGACAUAGGGAAGGUGUGUUGUGAGAACACAUUGCAGGUCCUGGCAGAUGCAAAGUCGGAUUAUGCAGCAUCCCGUCACACGUUGGACUUCCCUCAGUUUGUCUCUCCAUGUAAAGAGGUCAGAUUGGCGAGCACCGAAGCUGAUAAACGUCUGUCGGAUUUCGACGUGGAAUUGAGCAUGAGAGCGGAUGUUUUUCAAAGGCUUCUGGCUCUGCAGGAAAAACAAUACAAUGAUUUAUUGCCAGAGUCGAAGAGAUUCCUGGGACGACUGUUAAAACUAGGGAAACGGAAUGGAUUGCACUUAUCCAAGGACAUGCAAGAAGAAAUCAAGUCAAUCUUUAAAGAAAUAAGUAAACUUUCCAUUGAGUUCAACCAAAAUGUCAAUGAGGAAAAUACUGUGCUCUCCUUUUCUCAAGAGGAGCUUGCCGGCCUUGCGGAAAGUUACGUAAAUGGUCUCGAGAGAACAGAAGACGGGCGGUAUGAAGUCACUCUGGCUUAUCCACACUACUUUCCCCUGAUGAAACGAUGCCAUGUUCCAGAAACCAGGAGAAAGAUGGAGGCUGCCUUUCACAGCAGGUGCAAAGAUGUGAACACUGCUAUUCUCGAACAGCUUAUUGAGUUGCGGGCAAAGCUGGCCAAACUGCUGGGCUUUAGCAGUCAUGCCAAUUACAUGCUGGAAAUGACCAUGGCCAAAAAUUCAGAGAACGUUGCACGAUUUCUUGAUGAGUUGUAUGAAAAGUUAAAACCAGUAGGCGAACAGGAAAGACUUUAUUUGGUGUCACUCAAACAUGCUGAGUGCAAGAGGCGGGGCUUGCUGUUUGAUGGACAGAUCCACGCAUGGGACAUGCCGUAUUAUAUGAACCAGGUGGAACAAGUGAAGUAUGCAGUGGAUAAGGACAAACUGAUCGAGUACUUUCCUCUGGAGGUGGUGACUGAGGGUCUGCUAAAUAUAUAUCAAGAUCUGUUGGGUCUGAAGUUCCAGCAUGUGAAGAACGCUCAUGUUUGGCAUGAUAGCGUGAAGCUCUACUCUGUAUUGGACUCCGUGAAUGGAGAUGAGAUCGGACAGUUUUAUCUGGACCUGCAUCCCAGGAAGGGUAAAUAUGGCCAUGCUGCUUGCUUUGGGCUACAGCCAGGUUGUCUUGGUCCUGAUGGGAAACGUAGGAUCCCAGUUGCCGCCAUGGUGGCCAACUUCACAAAACCCACACCUAAUUGGCCAUCCCUACUGCAGCACCAUGAGGUGGAGACAUUCUUCCAUGAGUUUGGACACGUCAUGCAUGAGAUCUGCUCCAGGACUCGCUAUGCAGAGUUCAGUGGGACACAGGUAGAGACCGAUUUUGUGGAGGUACCGUCUCAGAUGCUGGAGAACUGGGUUUGGGAGAAGGAGCCACUGAGAAGGAUGUCCCGCCACUAUAAAGAUGGCAGCCCGAUUCCUGACAGCUUGCUGAAUAAUCUCAUUGCCUCCAGAGUGGCCAACACUGGUCUAAUGAACCUCAGACAGAUUGUUCUCAGUAAAGCUGACCAGUCACUCCACACUAAGGACUCUGCUGAUACUGCUGCUGAGUUUGCCAAACACAGUAAAGAGAUCCUGGGGAUCCCUGCCACACCAGGUACAAACAUGACGGCUAGUUUCAGUCAUUUGGCAGGAGGAUAUGAUGGUCAGUAUUAUAGCUAUCUGUGGAGUGAAGUCUAUUCGAUGGAUAUCUUUUUCAGUCGGUUUAAAAAGGAAGGAAUCAUGAAUCCAAAGGUGGGCAGGGAAUACAGGCAUGUAGUGCUGGAGGCUGGAGGCUCAGUGGAUGGUAUGGAUAUGUUGAAAAAGUUUCUGGGUCGUGAGCCAUGCCAGGACGCAUUUAUUCAAUGUAAAGGACUCGGUCAAACAAUCACGGAACAAAAUUCACAUUGACUUUGCACAAUGAAGUGAAUAAAGAGAUCUAUCAAAUGAAAGUUUUCAUUUUAUUUAUACAGAUGAUGUUAUACAAAAUAAAAUGUUAUAGAUUUUAUGUAGGCUGAUGUCUUUUUUGUUGGAGGAUUUAAAAAUAAAAGUUUAAUAAAUAUUUGUAUUAGUAGUGUUGUCAAGGUCAUCAUAUACUCUAUAUUUUAUGCUUAUUUUAUCCACAUGGCUAGUUUUGUAUAACAACUUCUAAGGAUCAGUAUUAGUGUUUUCUCUGUUACUUUGUUUUAAUCCCCUUCAUUAAUUUUAUUUUACAUUAAAAUGUAGUGUAUUUUGUUACAACUUUUAUUUCAUGUAAUGUAUCUCUACAUCCAGCUGAUUAAUAAGUCACACUGAGAUGAUGUGUUGGCAAAGUUAGAAAUAAAAAUUUAAAUCUGUUUUGAAAUCAUUUGCUUAAUCGUUAAUCAUUGCAAAUCAUUGUUUCAGAAGAUGUAUUAAGCAGUUAAAAUCUUGAUGUAAUAUAUGAAAAGAUCUGAUGCUAAUAUUAAUACAAAUAUGUGUUCUGAAGUAAUCAACAAAAAUAGAAAAAAAGUAUAUAGAAUAAUACAUAAGGAAGCCAAAGGAAAAAUAAAACUGAUCAAAUAAGUUUAGUAUCAAAUAACAAUAUUUUAAAGCUCACACAACUUUACGGUCUUUAGCCUCAUAUAUAUACCGGUAUAUAUAUAUAUAAGCUUUAUCUCAGACAACAAAAUCAUAAAAUUUGUUUUCUUAUUUUUUAAACUUACAAUUAUGAAUAUGAGAUUUGGUCAAAAGUAGACAUAAAAUAAGUAAAAGUCAUUAAGUCAUUUUCUUUGGGAUAAUCAGUAAAGCCAAAUAAAACAUUCUCCCAUAAAAGGGAGACAUUUGCGAUUUGGUUUCGAUCUAUGGUUUCGAUCCAGUGACGUAUACAUGUUGUGCUUUGGUUGCCAAGACGACGUGCGCAGAGCCUUUUACACACUUCCGGAUUUCUGACUUCCGGAUUAGACGCCUCGGGGUAAACAAUUCAAACUAUUCGUGGUAACAAACAAUAACAAAGUCUAUAAUUUUGCAUACAAAUAUGUGUAAAAUAGAUGCAAUUAUGCUGCUUAAGCACAUAUAAAUGAAACGCCUCAAUAAAAUUUAAAGUGACAAUGACAGUAGGCGAACACCUGGUGGAGACAAACAUUAACUUUUGACUUUGAAUAGAAAGUAUAUUACCGUGAGUCAGCGUUAGAUCAAUGACUACUUUGUAUUAAUGUUUAUGUUUAUCAACAUUUAGUAUAGCCUACUUUUUUGUGAAUAUAAAAUAAAAACUGUAAAUUAAAUUAC